Messenger RNA from Somion occarium, 3106 nucleotides. The record is from the annotation of a GenBank genome assembly. Lineage: Eukaryota; Fungi; Basidiomycota; Agaricomycetes; Polyporales; Cerrenaceae.
AGCCGCACCGGUCCCGUGUUGGUUCAUAUCCCCAUUAGAACAGUGGGGCAUACUACAAAAUCUACCCACUAGGCAAGCGUUUCAGAAAGCCAACGCCGCUCUGAAGCAUAACACUUGAUCAAAAUUGCACCCCGAACAAUGGCGGUCGUCAGUAAAAGCGGACUCGGAGGCACGGCAGCGUCACUGUCAGAGCAAUGCAUGGGCGUCUUUAUCGCUGGAUCACAUAUAUACUCAGAAUCAUCCAGGGCUUCUUCCGUGAACCGUGCAAGUCCAAACUUAGGCCCUGACGCCUUCCCCUGCCCUAUCUUCCUCUCCCUCACCAUGGCAUCCCCUCUUUAUGCCAUUCCACUUGAAAUCGCUGAGCAGAUACUGAUGUUCUCACAUCCCAGGGAUGUUGCCAGGAUAUCGCAGACAUGCCGCCAAUUUCAUGUAUUGGUCUACAAGGCCGACCAAUACUUGUGGCGGGAGCUUUUCCUCUCGUAUCCCUUUGACCACCCAAAGCGGUCGUAUCGCUUCACAAGCCAGCAGAUCAAGGAUUUCGAUUGGAAGGAAGAACUCCAGCGUAGGGUCAAGGCAGAAAUAUACAUUUCGUCGGGAAAAGAGGGUCCCGAACUACAAGAGUCCCUUCUGACACUCCAUUCUGCUGUCGCCACAGCAGCAGAUCUUACAGACUCCCACCAGGAGUCCUACAAUAUUGCUUGGCUCUCCAAGUUAUUUCACACUGCCUCGUUCCUCCACAGUUCCACGCUUGAACCGUCAUUACGGUCCCUUCGCGCUCAACUGCACUCGUACCUUGCGCUUUCAUACGACGAAACCCCAUUAGCCCAAUCACCGACCCUGCGUGCGCUCCGUCUCCAAAGCCGCUGUUACGUCUAUGACUUGCGUAACUACACCCGCAAAACGCUCUGGGGUCCGUUCAUCAUUGACCCAAAUACAAAUGAAUUGAUAGCCAACUGGGAACACAUCGACCAUAUUGUCAAUGUCGUUAUUUUCAACAUACGAAAUUUGGAAGACAGCCCUUUCCAAGAAGCGUGUCCAAAGUGGAACCUGGAGAUGACUCGUGCUUAUUCUGCACCCCGGUCGUCUGAACGAAAGCCGCAUGAUUGGGCGGGCGCGGAAGGUACUUGGAGACGCUUUAUCUCGUUCAUGGAUUAUCGUGAGUUGUUCGCGUUCAAUUACUCCAGCUUUGGCGACGGUCCGCGGGAUCAAGGGUACUUUCAAGACGACACCAUUGAAGAAGCCGUCCGCGUUGUCGAGAUGCGUUUAAAAUUGGUAGACAAUCCUACCAUAGCACCAGAACCGUUCGAUGACCCGGAAUACCCCCCGCUCAUGUACGAAGGUGUUGCUCGGGGAAUGCACAGUGCGAACGCUGACAUAAAAGGUGUUGUGAGGAAAUAUCUAAACGGGACGAUCAGGUGGACGUUCUUGAUGUUCUAUGAAGGUGUCCGGCAAUGGAGUGCGGAAGGUGUACAAGUGGGUAACGUCUGCAGCGCAUCCGGUAUAGCGGGAAUUUGGACAGGUUCCGAGCACCAAGUCGGUGAUCCUGCGGGUCCCUUUCUCAUGUGGAGGGUAGCAGAUGCACUGAUGUUUAACGAACACAAGGAGUAAUCUCACUUUUCCGCCUCUGCGCCGUUCUUCUCCUCACCGCCUCCCCAAUGGAACAUUGUACCACCACCCUUUCCACAGACUGAAUCUGAACUCGAUGAUGAACGGAUGGACUCUUAAAUUAUUAUCUCUCAAUCCCUCAUGAGCCCGUCAGAACAAAGUUGCAACUCGCUCCAUUCCACACUUUCCGUUCAUUCCACUCAUAUAUGCUACAGCUACAGUUAGAGUACAAGUACAUUAUGCCUUCAGUACAUUUCAUUCUUCUCUUCAGAUCAUACCUCACGACUGGAUACCACUCGCCUUGCCGAAGAAUUUGAUGACUGUACAGUACAGAUCCUCGUACUUGGCUUUAUUGUCAGGGUCGUCAAGGUUAGCGCGGGCUGCUGCGAAGCCGUGGAACCUGAUAUCGGUCAGGUGAGUGGUGUCAAAAUGAUACAACAUCGGAGCUUGAGAGGGAUACAUACGAGUCAAAAUGUUUCCAGUCACUCUUAUCAGCGAAUGGCUUCUUUUUCAGAAUCUGGAUGAUUUUCUCGUACUGUCAAGGCACGUCGCAUGAUGCCAAGAGGAACCUUCAACUUUGCAGCAUCAGCGGCUGAGAGCAUACUGAUGAUAAUUACGCAGUCAGCAUGAAAGAAUGGCAUAAACACAGGCGGGACUUACGCAGGAUGGACGAUUGAAACGGCGCCGAAGGGAGUGUUGUGUUCACCGCCAGCGAGCAUAAUAACCUUACCACCUACAAGCGUAUCGAGAUAUCUCUGAGGCCGUCUUCGGAAGAGCGGAUUGGUACUGGCACUUACCCCAGCAGAACCCGUAGACUCCAACAAAGUUGACAUUAUCGUUCUUCAAAGCGCGUCCAAAGUGGAUAAGCUUAUCCUUAUUCGCGGGAGGACUAGCAAUGCCUCCGAAGAAAUCUUGCAGCUUCCUCUUCUCCGCUGGAGUCUUAGGCGGGAAGUGUUCCGCUGGCCAAGGUUCUCCGUCUUCAAAGAAAUCGGGCAUUAAAACUUUGACCUUAAGUUGGUCGGCGAUUAUGUCCGCGCCUUGUUGCGUUUGCGGUUUGAAGCUGGCACGACGUGUUCAGAUACAAUGGUGUGCUAGGAGUACGUAUGUUCCCUCACCCGAAGAUAUCAUAGACACAGACGAGAGCUGUGUCCCCCAGCUCCUGCGGUCCUGUCACGUAUACCUACGGACGUUGCUUGAGCUUCGACGGUCCUAUGCCCAUCCCCUAGCAAGCAUCUCACCUUCCUGAAACCUCCAUAGGACGUGAAGCUUCCCUUAGGAGUGUAGUCCGACUUGACCGGUGGGAUAGUGCAGCAAGCUACGUUAGGAUUGUGCACAGUAUAGCUAGCAGUCGACAUCUUUGCGUGGUUGAGAUGGUGGACGAGAGCACGAAGACGGGUGAGCAUCUGGAGAAAUACAACCCCUGAGGGCAGAUAGGUUUAUAUCUAGAUCUGUGGUGGUCCCGUCUGGGCACCAUCCCCACUAACUGCCCCCAUAUUUUGUU